AUGGCAAACAUAGAUGAUAAAACUCACUGUUCUGUCACUGUCUACAUCCGAUCUCCGCGCCACGUGUUGUACAGAGUCCCGGUGCAGGUGCGACGCGGGAAGAAGCACAUUUAUGAGCCAGAAGUGGUCCCCCUAGGCCCAUACCACCACCGCCGCCAUCCACAGCGACAAUUGGUGGAGCCACUCAAGGACGAGCUACGGGAUAUGGUUUGUGCCAACAACAAAACCCUAUUCCUGAGCAAGAUCCUCAGGCAUAUAGAUGAAAUCCGCCACUUCUACAACGGAGCACAUCACUACACCGGCGAUGAAUUGGCUGAAAUGAUGCGUGACGCCUGCUUCCUCAUAUGCUACAUGCAAGUAUGCUCUAUGCAAGUCAACGAAACCCAAACCCUAAUUUGCCAGCGUCUGGGGAGGUCUGGGAUGUUGUUCAUGUUCCGCGAUAUGUAUAUGCUUGAAAAUCAAAUUCCGUUAUGGCUCAUCUCCUUAAUACACCCUCACCAGUCAUUGUUGUGCAAGUACUUAAACUACAACGCGUUCGGGGAUAACAGGAUGACACACCUUCCAUGGGGAAACGGAAGAGGCGAAGAGCCUCUUCACCUUCUAUAA
Salvia splendens (bonfire salvia) is the source of this 606-nucleotide messenger RNA. RefSeq lists its product as uncharacterized. The transcript has a single exon. Bases 1 to 606 code for a protein of 201 amino acids. NCBI's taxonomy places the organism in Eukaryota, Viridiplantae, Streptophyta, Magnoliopsida, Lamiales, Lamiaceae. The record is from RefSeq and is a predicted model, not a curated record.